ACCUUAUGAAGUUGGUUGAGAGAAUGUCCAUAGUGUGAAGAGCUGUAAUGUAUAUAAAGGGUGGUGACUUUGAAGAAUAUUAAAUAUAAGAUAGUUUUCACAUGAAGAGAAGAAUCAUUGAGAGCACAGACCUUUCUAUAGGAGCCUUAGCACAGUUAUCUGCUACGAGACUUGUAGGUGACUGCGUGGAUGUAGCUAAAUGUUACUUGUUUUGAAAGAGAAGAGAGACCGCAAUGAAAUGAGAAUGUUUUGAGGUAAGUUGCAAGUGGAAAGUUUGAAAGCUUUGGACUUUUUUUUUUUAACACACUAGUUCUUUCCCUUACUUCCAAGAUCACAAAAUCAACCGCUGCAGACCAACACAACUAUACAUAUAUAGACAGACCGGAUGGACGAUUAUAGAUAGAUAGAUCUCUCUGUUGGGACACAUCCACACACACCAUUUUGUUUGCACAGUGAAUAUCAGGAAGUGUGUGUAUUCAAGAGAAACGAAACUGAAUUGUCUGCCACAUGAGUGACUCAACACAAAUAGUUUGGCGUAAAGCUGUUGAAGAGGGAAUAUUCUGCCUGUUUUAACUGUCAAAGCAGGGGAAAAGACUAAGAAAGAGAAUUUGUUGAAUUCUUGAGCUGCAUAGAAAUGGCAGAAUCUUCAGGAAGUGAAUUUCAGGAGCAGUUCAGCUGUUCAAUCUGUUUGGAUCCACUGAAGGAACCGGUGACGAUUCCAUGUGGACACAGUUACUGCAUGAGCUGCAUUACUGACUGCUGGGAUCAGAUGCCACCGUACCGCUGUCCCCAAUGCAGAGAGACCUUCACUCAAAGACCUGUACUGAAAAAGAACACUGUUUUAGCUGAGAUGAUGGAGAAGCUGCAGAAGACAUCCUUACACACUGCUUCCUGCUCUCAGGAGGACUCUUGUGUGGAGUGUGAUGUUUGCACCACAGAGAAGAAUAGAGCUGUAAAGUCCUGUCUACAGUGUUUGGCCUCCUUCUGUGAAACUCAUCUGCAGAUUCACUAUCAGUCUCCUGCAUUUAUGAAGCACAAACUGGUCAAAGCCUCCAUACAAAUUCAAGAGAACAUUUGCCUCAAUCAUGGAAAACUUCUUGAUGUUUACUGUCAGGAUGACUGUCAGUGCAUUUGUUACUUGUGCAUGAUCGACAAUCAUAAAGACCACAGUGUGGUAUCUGUGGAACUGAAAUUGAAUGAUAAAAAGAAAGAGUUGAGGGAGACACUGGUGAAAUGCCAGGAAAUGAUCCAGGAGCGAGAGAGAAGUCAGAAGGAACUCAGUUAUGCUGUGAAGUCUUUUAAAAUCUCAGCUCAAGAGGCCGUAGAGGACAGUGAGAAGGUCUUCACUGAGCUCAUCUGCUCUCUUGAGAAAAAACGCUCUGAGAUUAAAGAUCUGAUCAGAGCUCAAGAGAAAGCUGAAAUAGAUCGAGCAGAGAAACUUCGCAAACAGCUGGAUCAGGAGCUGACAGAACUCAGACAAAGAGAUGAGGAGAUACAGAAACUUUUACUAACUGACAAUCAGGUUUUUUUUCUGAAGAGUUCUCAGUCUGUGUGUGUUUUACCCACUUUUGGAGACUUGCCCAACAUCACUCAGCACCCUCAUCUGUCUUUUGAAGAUAUUUCAAUCUCAGCACUCAAAGAGGUUUUGGAGGAUGUUUGUCAACAAGAAACAAAUAAAAUAUCCAGAGAAGUGUCAAACGUUCAUGUUGCAGAGGCUGCAGAACCAAAGACUCCAGCUGAAUUUUUGCAGUAUUUCUGUCAGAUGCAACUGGAUCCAAACACUGCACAAAAAAAUCUCAUCCUGACAGAAGGGAACAGAAAAGUGUUGAAUAACAAUAAAACCCAAGAGUAUCCUGAUCAUCCAGAGCGAUUUGAUGGGUAUUGUCAUGUCCUGUGUAGAGAGGGUUUGUGUUGUCGUUGUUACUGGGAGGUUGAGUGCAGUGGGGAGGACUGGUCUGUAGCAGUCUCAUACAAAGGAAUUAUUCGUAAAGGAAAAAGUGAUGACUGCAGACUUGGGUUUAACGAGAAGUCCUGGAGGUUGACACGCAAUCGAGCAAAUUUCUAUUUCAGACAUGGUAAAGAGCAGGUCAAUACCCGUGCUGUCUCCUCUAGAAUAGGGGUGUAUCUGGAUCACAGGGUAGGAACACUGUCAUUCUACAGCAUCUCUAAAAAAAUGACUCUCAUCCACAGAGUCCAGACAACUUUCACUGAACCUCUCUAUCCUGCAUUUGGGAUUGGAGAAGGUUCAGCAGUCAAGAUCAUAGAGCAGGGAAAAGCAUAAAUAUUAUUGUGAGACAAUUGCAAUUGUAUAAACAAGGUGAAUACAUGGUCUGUUGAAAAUGGUUUUAAAUUCUCUAAAAUUGUAUGUGUUCACUUGUGCCUUCUACGAACUUUGCACCACGACUCGGAACUAUUCAUUGAUGGAGAGCCAGUCAGAGUUGUUAAAGAAUCUAAAUUCCUAGGAUUACUCUUGGAUAACAAAUUUACUUUCAUCCCACAUAUAAUGUCACUAAGGAACCGAUGCUUGAAAGCUUUUGACAUUCUUAAAGUACUGGCAAAUAUAAAAUGGGGUGCAGAUUGCACUGUCCUUUUGUGGCUAUACAGACUGUUAUGGGAGUAUAGUUUACAGUUUGGCCAGAAAAUUGUACCUACAAAUGCUGGAUACUGUACAUCUUCAAGGAUUGAGACUUGCUUUGGGAGCCUUCAGGACUUCUCCUGUACAAAGUUUGUACACGGAAGCAAAUGAACCACCUCUUCAAAUUAGACGCCUGAAAUUAGCUCUUCAGUUCGCAGUUAAGAAGACAAAUCAACACAACCCAGCUUACAUGCCAAUCUUCCAUCCAGUGUAUUUGCAUUUGUAUGAGACCAGACCCAGAUAUAUCAGACUGUUUGGAAUAUGUAUCAGACCACAUAUAAAAAACUUGGACAUAAAUCUUGAUAUUCUAAGCCAGACUACCUUCUGCCCAAUUCCCCCUUGGAGUUUAAAUAAAUUAUGCAACAACCUGAAAUUGACAGGCAAUAAGAAGGCUGAAACCCUCCCACAAAUAUAUCAACAGCAUGUCCAUGACGUAAGAAACCUUCACCCCUGCCAUAAACCUAUAUACACAGAUGGGUCGAAAAUAGGCAGUCAGGUUUCCGCAGCAGCAGUGAUUGGUCACCUACACUAUCGCAUUAGCAUCCCAGACCAAAGCUCCAUUUUUACAGCAGAGGCCCAUGUUCUACUUCUGGCUCUUGAAUAUAUUGAAAAUGCAAAAGAGUGAAACUUUAUUGUACUCACUGGCUCAAAAUCCUGUCUUCAAGCACUGGAAUCUUUGAAGAUGGAACAUCCCAUUAUUGUUGAUAUUUUAAUGAAAGCAAAUCAGCUGCAAAGAAACAAUUACAACAUAAUCUUUUGUUGGAUCCCGGGACAUAUCGGUCUUCUUGGAAAUGAGCAAGCAGACACAGUCGCUAAAAAAGCUCUCACAGAAAGAAUUAAAGAGUGCAGAAUCCCACCCUGGGACCUCAAGCCCCAAUUCAAACACCAUAUUUUAAAUAAAUGUCAAACGGAAUGGGAAGGAUGGCUUAAUAACAAACUAUUUGAAAUAAGCCCUGUGGUUGGAAUAAGAUAUAUUUAUCCCUUCAAAUCUAGACAUGACCAAGUGGUGUACACAAGGUGUCCUAUAGGCCACACUAGACUGACCCAUGGGUAUUUGUUGAAAGGUGAAGAACCACAAAAUGCCAAUAUUGUAACACUCCUUUGACUGUGAAGCAUAUGCUCCUGAUCUGUCCUAUUUUUAACGUUAUGAGACAACACUAUUUAUCUGGAAAAACCUUGAAAGACUUGUUUUGUAAGAUGUGCCCAGAAAAGCUCUUGGAAUUUUUAUCAAAAGUGCAACUAAAGGAUAUUUUAUAGAAUUGAUUUACUGUACUGGACUGAAUAGUCUCCCUUCUUUCUAUGUAUCGUUUUUGCAAGGUGUGUUGUAUUUAUUAAUUGUUUGAUUGCCACCUGCAUUUGCCAUGAAAUAGCCAUUGUAGCUGAUAUGGCAAUAAACACCAAACAAACAAAAAAAUCAUAGAGCAGGGGAGAUUUCAGAGAGACCAGAAAUAAACACAGAAUAAAACUCUAAA
Molecule: messenger RNA, 4107 nt
Organism: Myxocyprinus asiaticus (Chinese sucker)
Lineage: Eukaryota; Metazoa; Chordata; Actinopteri; Cypriniformes; Catostomidae
Product: E3 ubiquitin/ISG15 ligase TRIM25-like
Exons: 7
Coding region: 635-2281 (548 amino acids)
Molecular function (GO): zinc ion binding; protein binding
Source: RefSeq, a predicted model, not a curated record